AUGCCUGCUUUAUCCCCUACAAUGACCCAGGGGAAUGUUGGUACUUGGCGGAAACAGGUCGGAGAUUCCAUUACACCCGGUGAUGUGUUAGUCGAAAUCGAAACUGAUAAAGCUCAGAUGGAUUUUGAAUGCCAAGAAGAAGGGUAUCUUGCCAAAAUUUUUGUUGAGUCUGGUGAAAAAAAUGUUAGCCCUAUUGCCAUUCUUGUUGAAGAUAAUGAAGAUAUUAAGAAAUUUGAGGACUAUGUACCUGAACAAAGUUCAACACCCUCCAAAUCAGAGUCUGCCGAAAAAAGUGAAGAAACUUCAAAACAAGAUAUACGAAAAGAAGAACCGCAAAAACAAGAGGAGUCCGUGAAAAGUCAUACGUCUAAUGAUAGAAUCCUUGCGAGUCCUGUAGCACGUAAAUUAGCAGCUGAGCGCGGGAUUUCUCUUGAUAAAGUUGCUGGUACAGGCCCAAAAAAUCGUAUUGUUAAAGCUGAUAUUUUAAAUUUUGUUCCUCCUGCGGCAGAGCAACCGACUCCAUCACAAUAUGUCGACCCAUCCUCAUCUUACACUGAUAUUCCACUAACUAACAUGCGCAAGAUCAUCGCUUCACGAUUAAGCGAAUCCAAACAAUCUAUACCACAUUAUUACUUGACUAUUGAGGUGGAAGUAGACAAACUCUUGGAGCUUCGUGAAGUUCUCAACAACGACAGUGAUGGAAAAUAUAAAAUUUCAGUUAAUGAUUUUGUGAUUAAAUCCUCGGCAUCUGCGCUUAUGGCUAUGCCUGAAGUAAACAGCACUUGGCACAACGAUUUUAUUCGGCAGUAUAAUUAUGCUGAUAUCUCGGUUGCCACAGCAACUCCUACUGGGUUGAUUACGCCUAUUAUAAGAAAUACACAGGCCAAGGGACUAGAAGCUAUAUCCAAACAAGUUAAGGAAUUGGCAGUUCGUGCAAAAGAAGGCAAAUUGGCACCUCACGAGUAUCAGGGAGGAUCUUUUACUAUUUCAAAUCUUGGGAUGUACGGGAUUAAAAAUUUCACAGCUAUAAUUAACCCUCCACAUUCCUGUAUCCUUGCUGUGGGUACUACACAAAAGAAACUCAUACCUGAUUCUAGCAAGGAAGCUGGAUACCGGAUUGCAACCACCAUGCACGUGACGCUAUCAUGUGACCAUAGAGUCGUUGAUGGUGCUCUGGGCUCGCAAUGGCUUAACGUAUGGAGAACAUAUAUUGAAAAUCCAUUAAAACUGCUUUUAUAA
Molecule: messenger RNA, 1239 nt
Organism: Cetraspora pellucida
Lineage: Eukaryota; Fungi; Glomeromycota; Glomeromycetes; Diversisporales; Gigasporaceae
Source: the annotation of a GenBank genome assembly